Camelina sativa (false flax) is the source of this 712-nucleotide messenger RNA. Lineage: Eukaryota; Viridiplantae; Streptophyta; Magnoliopsida; Brassicales; Brassicaceae. The record is from RefSeq and is a predicted model, not a curated record.
UAUGUCUUUGGUGAGUGGAAAAUUAAUGACAAGCUUCAUUGGAGAUUCUUCGUUGAUACAAACAAAGGUGGAUGCCUUUGUGAAGUUUCUGAGAAUAUCACUUACAAGGAUUUAAUGAAGAUUGUUUUUGAAGAUUUCGGACUUGAUGGUCUAGUUAAAGAGAUUUCACUCAGCUAUGAACUUCCAAAGAUGAAAUUAAUUGUAGAAGAUUCUCCUCCUAUCUUCAUUCGCAAUGACCGCCAAGUCUGCACUUUUAUCAGGAAGAUACAAGAAAAUCCUGAGAUAGGACGUUUGUGUGUAUCGGAAUUUGAUCAAUCAUUUGGUAGUGAUAUCUCAGUUUCUAAGCCACUUGGUGAUACAUGUUCAACCGCUGAAAAAGAAAAGAACAAUAAUUCAUUUGCCUUGCCUGCUGAUCGAGAUCCUAUUCUGAUCUCUGCAGGAAGUUCACAUACGACUGCACAUGAAACACACAAGGAACUUAAUCGGUCUAUUGGAAGUGAUGUUUCUACGACACAUAAUGAUAUAGAAAUCUCAACAGCUGAAAAAGGAAUAUGAUCUUUUUUAGAGAAUUUGGUUCCUGCUCCAGAUCUCUCUCCUAUAUCUAUGGUAGGUUCACAUUCAACUUGAGGGGCUGAUGAUAUAUAUGUGGACAGAUAUUUCAAGAACAAGGAAGAGUUGAUGUUCAAGAUGAGAAACUGGGCACUUGAAUGGA